Osmia bicornis bicornis is the source of this 2434-nucleotide messenger RNA. RefSeq names its product kanadaptin. The record is from RefSeq and is a predicted model, not a curated record. Bases 152 to 2251 code for a protein of 699 amino acids. Gene Ontology annotation, molecular function: protein binding; mRNA binding. Lineage: Eukaryota; Metazoa; Arthropoda; Insecta; Hymenoptera; Megachilidae. The transcript has 6 exons.
GUGUCCGGUGUUUUUGACGUAAACAUAUAGAUUCCCGUUGUGUUAUUCGUUUUGGGAAAAUCUUUGAAGCAUUUUUGACAAGGACAGCUUGUUUUAACGCAGCUAAUUUGGAUCUUAUCGCUGUCCGGCGAACUCUCGCGAUCCAGAAACGAUGGAAGUCGAAAUAAGUCCUGAUGAAUUAGCGCCAAAAUCGAAUGAAAACAUAACAACGUCGGACAGUUGUCCAAGUGGCGAUAAAGCCGAAGAAGAGAGUCAGGUGAUUGAAAAAGAAAUGUCUACUACUGAUUCUAGCCUUUCCGACGCGUCGAAAGAACACAGUAUGGAAUUGACGGAAAAUUACGCAGCCGAUUCGUCCGAGGAUUCUAAUUUCAAAAAACCGACCGUGUUAAUUGAUGCGAAACGUUUUCGAUCAGUAAGUAAAACGUCGGUAUCUGUAAAUCAAUGUUCGUCCGAAAGCAGUGAUCAUUCUUCGGAUCAACUAGACUCAAAAGAUCCUCCCUUUCCGUACAAAGAACCACCUUGGGGAGGGAAAUCAGAACAGGAGUAUAAAAUGGAGGUGUUAAAGUCUGGAGUCAUCGUAGAGACAAUCUUACUGAACGAACAAAGUUUUUAUAUCAUUGGACGGUUACCAUCGUGUCACGUAUCGCUUGGUCAUCCAACUAUUUCAAGAUAUCAUGCCGUUUUACAAUACAGAUCCAGAGAAGACGGGGAAAAUUUCAAAGGAUUUUACAUUUACGAUCUAGGAAGUACUCAUGGAACAUAUUGGAAUGGAAAUCGUAUAAAACCUUAUAUUUAUGUAAGAAUACGAGGAGGUCAUAUGCUCAGAUUUGGUUGUAGUCAAAGGAAAUACAUUUUGCAAGCACCUCCGGAUGAUCAAGAAGAAGAAUCGCAAUAUAGCGUAUCAGAGUUAAAGGAAAUGAAAGUAUUGCAAAUGGAGAAACAACGAAUAAAUAAAGAACUCGAAGGAACCGCUCAAGAGAAAGAAAGCGAUGGUAUCGAUUGGGGUAUGGGAGAGGACGCGGACGAGGAGACGGAUUUACAAGAAAAUCCGUAUGCUUGCAUUACCGACGAGGAUUUAGUCUUAGACGAUCCUAAGAAAACUCUCCGAGGAUGGUUCGAAAGGGAAGGAUACGAUCUUCAGUAUCAGACAGAAGAAAAGGGGAUUGGACAAUUUUUAUGCUGGGUAGAUCUACCCAUGGAGGACAUCGUUGGUCAUACCGUUAGAGCAGAAGCUGUUGUCAAGGGUAAAAAGAAAGAAGCAGUUGUGCAGUGUGCACUGGAAGCGUGUAAAAUUUUGGACAAAUAUGGCUUGUUGAGACAAGCGAAUCACGAGGCGAGGAAAAGAAAAACAAGGAAUUGGGAAGCUGAGGAUUAUUAUGAUUCCGAUGAAGACAACUUCCUUGAUAGAACCGGGUCGGUCGAGAAGAAACGAGAACAGAGGAUGCGAUUAGCUGGCAAAUUAGAGGAUAAAGCAGAAACGUAUGAUUCGUUGCUUGAAAAACACAAACAAGUUACAAAACGAAUCUCGCAAUUGUCGACUUCAAUUGAAAAUUGGCACAAUGCGAGUAAUAAAGAGAAGGAAGCACCGGAAGAGGAUGCGUUGGAUGCUUUCAUGUCCAGCUUGAAUUCUUCCUCUUUGACUAAAAACGAUAUUGCUAAGAUGAAAGUAGAAUUACAGAAUCUUCGUAAAGAGGAAGCGAGUUUAAUCAAGUUAUUAAAUUUGACUCGGCCUGCGAAUUUACCUCCUCUAGUUUCUUCCAACGUUAACGCAGAACAAAUCACGCAUCGCGGUAAAGCGACCGAAACUGUUACCCAAGGAUCGUCGGAAGUAAACAAAAUUCAAGAUUCCUUGAUUCGACGUACAAAGGAAAAACAUGCGAAUCAACGAGCACACGUAGAUCGUAAGUCGUUCGUACCAAGUACAACCAACGAUACAAGGACGGAAGCAGAAUCUGAAGAGGAAGUGGAUAGCGAGGACGAUAACGAAUUGAUUUCGUCACGUGCUUCACCAAAAGAAACCGAGGAAAGUUCGAAACCUUCCCCUGAUAGUGUAAAGGAAUCUUCCGAAGCAAAAGAAGCAAAGGGAAAGCAACCUCAGCGUGAAGUUAAAGUAACGAAAAAACGGCGACAAGAGCAAGAAAAAGUUAAUUACGAUCAGGACAUUUAUACGGACAAUUAUUCGAUGUGGGUUCCUCCACAAAAUCAAGCAGGGGAUGGGAAAACGAGUCUUAACGAAAAGUAUGGUUAUUGAUGAAACGGAACUAAAUUCAGUCAGUUACAAUGCCGUGUAAUUGUAAUUUGUUUUUAAUUAUGUUUCAUUGUACGACAUUGUAAAUAUUGUAUAUAAUAUAUGAUUAUAACGAAAUGUUUUAAUUUCGAAGUUCAUUAAUGGGAUGUAUCAUGAUUAUAAUACACUGAUAUACGUUUUGUUUUA